GGUUCUUCCCUCUAUAAACAAGUCUAGACCUCAAGUGUGAACAACCACAUAAAAAUUUUCUCAAUUAGUAAAGCAAAAAACACAGGUAACCAAAGUUGAGAGAUGGGAGAUGUUAAGUUGCUUGGUUUAUGGUACAGCCCUUUUAGUAAAAGAGUUGAAUGGGCUCUUAAGACUAAGGGUAUGGAAUAUGAAUAUAUAGAAGAAGAUCUACAAAAUAAGAGCUCUCUACUUCUUCAAUCUAAUCCAAUUCACAAGACAGUUCCUGUGCUCAUUCACAAUGGCAAGCCCAUUUGUGAGUCAAUUGUCAUUCUCGAAUACAUUGACGAGACAUUUGAAGGCCCUUCCAUCUUGCCUAAAAACCCUUAUGACCGAGCUUUAGCUCGUUUUUGGGUUAAAUUCUUUGAUGAUAAGGUGCCAGCAAUGAGGAAAAGUAUCUUUCUCAAAGGAGAGGAGCAAGAGAAAGCUAAAGAGGAAGUUUGUGAGAUGUUGAAAAUUCUUGAAAAUGAGCUCAAGGACAGGAAAUUCUUUGUUGGUGACAAAUUUGGAUUUGUUGAUAUUGCUGCAAAUGCUACGGCACUUUGGUUUGGAGUUCUUGAAGAAGUAUCUGGAAUUGUUUUGGUAACAAGAAAAAAAUUCCCAAAUUUAUGUGCUUGGAGAGAUGAAUACUACCUCCAAAACAGAGAAUAUUUACCUCCAAGAGAAAAAUUGCUUGCACAUUACCAAGUUUACAUUCAACGUACUGCUGCUGCUUCAAAAUGAGCACACCUCUAGUGAAUUUUAAGAUUUUGUUUGGCAAUAAAAAAAAUAGAGAUGAUUUUAUGAUGAGUUUUUGUUAAUUCAAUUUGAAAUUGAAUUUAGGUUGAACUAGGGGUAUGUAAUUGAAAAAAUAUUUAAGAAAUAUGCAUGUUAUAAGAUUUAUCUGUAUUUCAUUAGUUAAUUAAUGGAGUAUAAAUCUUGGAUUCACGUAUGAA
This is a messenger RNA of Solanum dulcamara, 971 nucleotides long. RefSeq names its product probable glutathione S-transferase. The record is from RefSeq and is a predicted model, not a curated record. Gene Ontology annotation, molecular function: glutathione transferase activity. NCBI's taxonomy places the organism in Eukaryota, Viridiplantae, Streptophyta, Magnoliopsida, Solanales, Solanaceae. The coding region runs from base 103 to 759 and encodes 218 amino acids. The transcript has 2 exons. Gene Ontology annotation, cellular component: cytoplasm. Gene Ontology annotation, biological process: glutathione metabolic process.